Messenger RNA from Daphnia carinata, 2418 nucleotides. Its product is annotated as homeobox protein aristaless-like. Gene Ontology annotation, biological process: regulation of transcription by RNA polymerase II. The transcript is spliced from 5 exons. Gene Ontology annotation, molecular function: DNA-binding transcription factor activity, RNA polymerase II-specific; RNA polymerase II transcription regulatory region sequence-specific DNA binding. The coding region runs from base 191 to 1897 and encodes 568 amino acids. The record is from RefSeq and is a predicted model, not a curated record. Lineage: Eukaryota; Metazoa; Arthropoda; Branchiopoda; Diplostraca; Daphniidae.
UCACGCUUGCGAGACAAUUUUUUUUUCCCACCUCCAACUCGGUGUGCUAUCAUCGUCGUUGUGAUCCUCGUUGGCACAAAUUGAAAAAAAAAAGAAAAAUUGCAGUAAUAAAUCUGCCCUGUUUCUGUUGUUGAUAUUUUACGGUGAAAUUGUUUUAAAGUGGACUAUAACCGUUGAAAUCGUCUGAGCAAUGGAUCUUACGACUCAUCGGCCUGAUAUUUCCGCGGUUCACCAUUCAGCAGACAAUUUUUGUGUAACAGGCGGGAACUAUGUUUCUCCGAGUGUGAGCAACGCUCCCGGUCCUCGGGCAGCCAAGUCCGUCUUUUCUAUUCGCAGCAUUGUUGAAGAGAACAAAAAUGGAGCUUCCUCCUUAUCAGGUUUGAGUGACGAAGGCUGCGAAAGGCCAUUUUUAGCCGGCUCCUCUAGAAACAUGGGGAUUUACGACAAAUCAGCACCAACUUCGAUGGAAGAUUCCGCAGUGCGAGCUGAAUCGGUUCCUGAUUUUCGAUUGCGUGACGACAUGUCGGGAGUUUCGGGCCUCAUUGGCAAGGCUCAUCAUCCAUCGACCAGCUACGGCCGGAUACAUCCGUCUUUGCAAUCGGAAGAGUCGAGGAACAAUUCGGGCAAGCGGAACAUCUCCUCCGAUGUCACCAGUGACGAUCUGAAUAGCACGGCGUCCAACGAAGACGCCAACGACGCUGAUCACGAAUCGCGUAAAGGUGGAUUAGGCAACGGGGAUAACGAUGGCGAUGGCGACGCGGCCGGAAGUGACGGCGAUCAUCCCGAUGAGUUUACGCCUAAGCGGAAGCAAAGACGUUACCGCACCACUUUUACUAGCUAUCAAUUAGAGGAACUUGAAAAGGCCUUUUCUCGCACUCAUUAUCCGGAUGUGUUCACAAGGGAAGAACUAGCGAUGAAGAUUGGGCUGACCGAAGCUAGAAUUCAGGUUUGGUUCCAAAACCGGCGCGCGAAAUGGAGGAAACAGGAGAAAGUGGGUCCGCAAGGACAUCCCUACAGCCCAUACGGUGCUACGGCCAGCGGAGCUGGAGGAGCGAAUGGGAUGCCAACUUUGCAUAAUCACCAUCACCAUACUCAUCAACUGGGCACCGGUGGCUCGGCUUCUGGUUCCAACGGCGGGGCCGGAUCGUUACCUCUUCCGGUUUCGCUUGGCGGGCCGCAUCCAUUCCCAGUUCAUCUCGGUUCCAAUCAUCCGUACAUGCCGCGCAAAUCGUUGGAUUUCUUAACUCGCCUACCCAAUCUGCCGACCUCGCCCAUGGUGCACGGCCUUCCGGUGACGAUGGCAAAUUUGCACGGCCUAUCCGGUAUGCCUCCGGGCUAUUUAUCACCCGGCAUCGCUUCUCCCUUUUUCGGUUCGGCGCUUCACGGCUACCGCCAUCCGCUGGUGAACUCCGUUUACAGCCAACCCAACCCGUCGAUGGCGGCCCACUCGUUCCAGGCCCUUUUGGCUUCGCUCUCCAAUCAAAGACCGAAAUUAGCCAGCGAAUUGUGUCCGAACGAUUAUCAAUCGCUGCUGUGCAGACUGUCAACACUGCACCAGUCAACGUCGCCAACUGGUUUGACAUCGUUGGCUUCACCUCCGUCUCACCACCCGGUUUCUCUUCAGCAGCCACAGGUUGCGCAACCAGGUGCGGCGCCUUCCGUUAGCCCUUCGAGUGCUCCGGCCAGUAGCUGCUCUCCCGUUCCUCAAAGUAUCAGCGCUUGUGGCAACAGCAGCGGUGGCGUCGGUAAUGGUGAACUGCCCCCAGCAGCUAGCUCUCCUUUGGGUGGUGAGUUGGAUCGCAGAGCCUCCAGUAUAGCCGCUUUGCGUUUGAAAGCCCGGGAGCAUGAACUCCGCAUUGAGAUGAUGCGGAAGAGCGGGACCGAUUUGCUCAGCUGAAGACGCACACACACACGCAAUAAUUAUUUAUGGGGGGAAGCCUUUUGCGAAAAAAUCGCCUUCUUGACACGAGCUGCGCAUCGCCUAAAGCCAAUUUGCUCACAAUUUCAUUUUUUUUUUCAUUUCCAUUUUUCCCAUUAAAGUAUUUCCCUUUUUGAAAAAAAUUAUAAUUUAGCUCAAAACUAAACAAACAAAAAAAUUACGCUUUUUGGUUUAUCUAUUUUUAUUUUUUAUUUUUUUUUAUCUCUUUGAAUUGAAACUAAUUUGUAUUGGAUUGCGUGUCUCCUUCCGAUUUCCGCGUGUUCUUCUUGUACAUUGGAUUUUGUUUUGUGUUUUGUCUCCUUUGCCGAUUUCAGAUUCAGAUGGCGAGCUAUUAACGAUUAAGAACCUUAUUUCACAUGAAUAUUAGCAUUAGAAUCGCUGCAGCGCUUUCCUCUAUUUUUUUUGUUUCUCUUCAAAGUUAUGUCAUCGUUUCCUGCUCGCCACUCAUGUUCCUUUUGAUAAACGUUUCUCUCAAUACA